AUGGAAGAGCAAGGGGAUUCUGUAAACAUCACAGAAAGUGACGUCGAUUAUCCGGACCCGAACCCAAAUCUUCCGCCUCCCAGCGCUUCAGCUGAGAACCAGCUCACUGAAGAAGUUUGAGACUAAACGCUAGGAAUAUUUUCAAUCCAUGUUUCAGGACAUUUUCAAGAUGAAAAGUUUGACGCGAAACUCCCUACGAGCUGGAGGAGGUUUGUGAAGCUUUUGAUGAGCUCUUUUAUCAAUUCGAUAAAUUCAUAGUACAAAAAAAAGAAAAUGUUUUCGAACUGAAGUUGCUUUUUUCAAAGGUACAAUUUUCACGAAUCGAUUCAUCCAAGUACGAUGACUACUUUAUGUUCAAGACAUGAGCCUUUUGUUGGGGAUCAAAUGAAUAGUUCUGCUCAUUACCAUGACGACCACUUACCUUUUGCCACUAAUUGGAGUUAUCACCUGGCGCCAAGGGCCUAUCGAUCCGCCUUCUUUGCAGCUGGGACAAGCGAGACUGCCGACCAGUCUAUUAUUUCGCUUGCCGACUCGGCUUCCAACUUCGAUGAGCACGUCGGUGAGGAAUUCGACGAGGUUGAAGUGCCUGAUACGGAUAGCGACCCAGGGAAACAGCUCGAUCCUCAGGUUUGUUUGAAGCUUCGAAGAGUUGCCUAUUUUGAAGUUUAUUUGAAAAUAAUAAUUUUUUUUUUCUCAAUCCAACAAGUUCAGAACCGCAUCUUCAAUGGCUGGCUCUUCGGUCGGAAUCGUCUCGAAGAUUUUAAGCUUAAUCAAAAUACCAGUUUGUAAAUCAUAACUUUACGAUAAUUUAUUGUGAAACUGCAGUUACGACCCUGAAAUACCCCAGACGUGUGGACAUUCCUCCGUGUCCCGAAGGAAUCGAUGACCCCGGAUGGUACAAGGCUUUCGAGGAGGCUACGCUCUACCUCAUUGGAACCGCCCAUUUCAGGUUCGAAAUAUUGAAAAAAAAAAAAACAAAAAUGGCAAUGAAAUCAGCUCUUUUCGUUCAUCUUACCAGUUAGAGUGGAUAGGAAACAAAAAAGAAAAUGUGAAAUUCUCAUUUUUCAGCAAAGAAUCUCAGCAAGACGUGACGGAAACCAUCAAAGCGACCCAGCCGGACUAUGUGAUGGUAGAACUGUGUCCGGCAAGAAUCUCCAUACUUUCGAUGGACGAAGCGGCGCUGCUCAACGAGGCCAAGGAGCUGUCUACCAAAAAAAUGAUCAACACCAUUAAACAGGUAGAGAAUGCAUAGUAGAUAGAGAUAUUCUCAGAAGUCCGUUCUAAAGAAAAAAGGCUGGUCAUAUGACAAAUAAAAAUUCAGAGGAAAAUUCAAAAUUGAAGAAAAAAAGAGUCUACGAUAUUUUUGUCCAAGUUUAGAAAGUUUUUUGAGCAAUGAUUACAUUUUAUUAUUCUUUCUAUCUGUUUUCUUAAAGAAUGGCAUGGUGCAAGGAAUGCUGCACGUGCUGCUGCUCUCCAUCUCGGCACACGUCACUCGGGAACUUUCGAUGGCCCCUGGCGGUGAAUUCCGCGCCGCUCACCGUGCCGCCAUGCAAACACAAGUUUGCUCCAUUUUCAGGAAUUUGUUGUGAUGGAACAUUUUGAAGCUGUGCCGCGUAAUCCUCGGUGAUCGGCCGAUCCAGGUGACCCUGCAACGGGCCCUCGCCUCCUUCUCACCCUGGCAGAAAAUCCGAUUCUUUGCCCACGUCGUUUUCUGCCAGCGAGAGUCGAUUACUCCUGAAGAGGUGCUCAAUCCGUUUUGUUUUUAUGGUUGCUGUAUUUUUUUUCUUGUUUUACGGCCACAAAAAAAUGGUAUAAGUUACCAAAAAAAAAAUGCAGAUAUUUUUCCACAUCUGAAAAUUUUCAAAAAUUGAAAAAAUGAUUGAAAUUUUGUUGUUUCCAAUUAAAAAUCGAUUCAGAGACCUUGAGCGAUUUUCCAGUGCAUUCAUUCAAUCAUGUAAAAAAUUCAAUUAAAAAAAUCAUGGAACCACUAUUAGUUAUUUUUUUGAAUAUUUUCUUUCCUUAUUUCUAUCAUUUUGGGAAGAACAGAGCCCCCCGGAAAGAUGUAUUUAAAAAUCUUGAGUUUCAAAUAUUUUCGGUCAAAAGGAAGUGAAUGAAAAGCGUUGAACUUGUAAUUUAAAAAAAAACUACAUUUUUCUUUAGUUUUUUUUAUACCCAUUCUAUUUCUUUCGGAGAGUUUAAACUUUCUUCCUUAGGUGGAACGAUGCAAACAACGGGAUAUGCUCGAAGAACUUCUCGCUGAAAUGGCCGGUGAUUUCCCGCAGUUGAGCCAGGUGCUCUUCCAGAUUUGUUCAUGUUUAGGAGCGAUUUUAUUUCAGAUUUUCGUCGAAGAGCGUGACGCCUACAUGGUACAUGUUCUGCAUUCGUUGUUGAUGAAGAACACGGCUGAGAAAAGAAUUUCCUGGCUCAAUCGCAAUAGUCAGAACGUUCCUUGGCAGCCACUGUCGGUAGGGUUUCAAAGCUUUGAUUUUAUUAUGGGACAGUGGUUUCUUUGUUUAGCGAGGAACAGAAAUUUUGAAAAUAGGUAAAAUAGACGCUUGUGAAGGCACUUGUCAGAUCAUUAUGGAUAAGACGAGAAAUUAUUUGAAAAAAAAAAACCAGAAAAGCAGUACUUUCUAUUUUUUAAGGUUUUGAAACUUCAUCGUACUGAUUCAAACUCGCAAAAAAACUUUUGAUUGAACUUUUCAAAGUUCCCAAAGAAUUAAAUUCAUUUUUCGAAUGUCUUGUAAUAACCUUAGAAGGCUAUAGAGAACGCUGCUUGGAAAGAAUUGACAGAAAAAAAGUUUCUGGCAUAAAAAUCUUCUAAAUGCGAAAGUUACACGUUUAUUCUCGAGUCAAGCCAUUAUUUUGAGUGAUAAAGAAAGUUUUCGCUAAUUUUCUCACUUGAAGGUCGUCGCUGUGGUCGGAAUCGGCCACACGCCGGGAAUCUUGUCUCGUUGGGAAGAUCCUGUCGAUUUCGCGCCUUUGUUGGUUAUUCCUCCACCGACGCUUACUUCCAAGGUAGCAUUCACCUUUCAUCUGAAUAUAAGUCAAAAGAGAAGUUUAGAUUGUGAAAACAACGUUCCGCGUGGCGUUCUGGGGUGCUGCCGCCUACUUGAUUUACCGUGGCGCCAGUCGUGUCGCUCGCCGAUUCGCCUAAUUUUGAUUCCUCUUCACUUUUUUGCGUUCCUUUCCUUUUGUAUCAUGUUUAAAGCGACCAAUUUCCGAUUGUUUUAUGUUCAUGUUUAAUCUCUUUCCGACUGUUUUUAAUUUGGAAAAUGGAGUGACUAGGAAAAGAUAUUUUUAAGCAACAAUUCGUGCCAAAAUGAGGGUUUUUCUCAAAGCCCUUUGAUGUUUUUACGCCAGCGAUGGUCUGAAAAUAUUUAUUUGGGAGGUUUUUUCGGUUUCUACGCCUUCUCACUCUGUUCAUUCAAAAUUUGAUUCUUUUUCUUCUUUUUUUUUAUCAUCACUAUUUGUGCGAUCCAUCCGGUUACGCCACUGCUUUUCGGGAUUAGAAAUUAGAAACGCGAGUAAUUGAUUUGACAUGUAUUUUUCUAUAAUUUCGAUAAAUUUUAACUUUGUCAAUGAUUUUUUUUUGUCAUGACGGGCUUUAACCCUAUCUCUUUUUCAGUGCAAGGUUUUCUUUUUCUGUAAUUUUCAUUGCCAGGUGCCAGAAAUGGCGAACCUAACAGAGCUAUGGACCAUCGACUGCGCCGCCAUGUUCCAAGUUUGAUCAUCUUCUUCUUUGAGAUUUUUAACGAGACUUCCAGAACUAUGCAAAUAUGAUUUCUUUUCCACGGGACCGUGAUACCAAUGCGCCGAUUGGUGGGUUCGUUUUUGGAAGGAAAGCGAGAAAACAGGUGAAUUUCAGAAUAUUUUUAAUUACAAAAAUCAUUUUUCUAGGCUUUAUUAUUUUUUUUUAAAAGCUUUACUUUCAGUCAUUUUUCAUACUUUAUUCCGCGCCAGUUUGUCCGUUUUUUUCUGACCGCCAAAAAGACCGUACACUUAAUUAGAUCGGAAUUAAGCAUUUUCGCUUCAAGACCUUUGUUUUUUGCUGUCGUCUUAUUAGUUUUGUAGAGCAAAAUGUUGUAUUUAAGGUAGCUUUUUUUUUCUUUUGAAACGUGACCUUCUCGCUCGGAACUCACUAUAAUAACGUUUUUGAAAUUUUUUUAACUCAAUUUAACUGCACGCUUUGGCACUAGGAAAAAUCUAACAUUUUCAAAAAAAUUAUUUAUGCAUUAAAUCUUCAAAUUUUAAGGUAGUAUUCGUAUUUUUUUCGCCUACAGUGAAGACUUGACCGAUGCGAAUUAUCGUUUCAUCGAAAGCUCACUUUCUUCAGGUGAUAACUUUUUUUUUUAAAACAUAAAGUCCAAAAAAAAAGUUGAAGGAACUUUUUCUAUAGACUUAUCUGAACUAGCAAGAUGGAAAAUAAUUUUUUUUUAUUCUUUCACAUAGGCGUAGUUUCACAGUUAUCUACGUUUUUUUGAUUAAAAAUUAUUCCUUUUUAACAAAUAUGUCUUUCUCGUUUUUCUACGGAACCCUUUUUGUUCAGAAAAAAAUAAAAAUUUUUUUAAGCUUCAAUGCAGAAAAAAAAUAUAUAGAAACUUUUUUGUCAUGUCCACAAUCCAGACAUCGAACUGGUCGGAAACGUUGCGGUAGAAGGUCGGACGGCGCCUCUGAUCGGAGACGGCUUCACGAUCAACUGCACGACGCAGUUGCUCGAGUCGCGCAACGUCACCGACUUCCUCGACAUCAACGGCAUGUUCAACAAUGAGCCUGUCUUCCCUGAAGGCCUUUCCUUGUGCUCCAAGGUUGCGCCUUGCUCCUCUCAACGAAAAAACGUCAUUUCUCAGGUCGGCUUUGAGUUUUCACUGAGGGAAGGCCGUGAGAUGGACGAUGUGCGGUACGGGGCCGAAAGAAUCGGCCUCGCCUUGUUCCGAUUCGUCUUCAUCAAUGCCGAGAAGGACCUCAUCAUCCGGGAUCACAAGGAGAAGGAGAAGGCUCUGAAGCAACUUGAUGAGUUCUCCAAGGGGGCCGUUCCUUACAAGGUGAUUUCAGUCGUCGGAUUAUCAAAUUGUCUUUUUUCUUCCCAGUUGUACCUUUAAAGAAAAGAUAGUCGUUUAAAAGUGUCAUUUAUUUUUUUCAAAAUGUCAAUUUUUCAUUCUGCAAUCUUCAGCACAUAUAAAAUACAUUAAAUUCUAAUUUGCGCCAGCUUCUCAUUAUUUUCAUUUUCCUCUGAGCUACAGAACCCUUCUAGGAAGCGUCGUUUUGGUGCUCACGACCUGCCUCUUUGCAUGUGCCUUUCGUUCGGUCUGAAAAUUCCUUUAUAUUAAAGGCGCAUGUCAACAGGCAGGUCACGCACAUCCAAGGGAAGGGUUCUGUAGCUCUACAAUAGUAUAACUUUUAUUCAACCGGAAGAUCAAUAUUUUAAAGAAAAAUGACAAGUUCUUGAUUUUCAUACAGUGGCUUUUCUCAAAAAAUACCUCUUAAGAGUCCCCAGCAGAUCUUUUUUACACCCUUCAACAAGAAGAUGCUGGAAGGCAACCUAAAAUAUUUGAGUAGAUUCAAAAAAAAAAUCCGCUCAGGCUAUGAAAAAGUAACUCAAAAGCCUUUUCAAAGAAACUUUUCCGUUUCACUUAUGCAUACAGGUAUAUUUUCGGCCUUUUCAGGACCACAUCGAUUUCGUCGCUCUGCAGAGUCUCACCAGAGAUACCAGCAACGAUUCAGAAGACCAGAAGUUGGUGCCGACUGUUCGGAUAACGAAAGGUGGGACUUCUUCGUCAAGAGCGCCAACUGAAACAUCGAAAGUGAUUCCAGAUGGGAAACACUUCACCAAGGCGACUUUCGUCGUUGAUGUCGUCGGCCCGGCGUUUUUCGGCAACGAUUCGUUGACAAUUUAUCAGAGGAUGAGCGAGGCUUUCCGACGAAGGGUCAACAAUGUCAUGUCGUUGUGCGUGAACAGCAUCAAGAAACAGGUGCUUACAAAGAAAAACGAAAAUUUAGCUUCUUUUGCUCCAACGAUAACCUGAGAAAAGCAUUUUUUUUUUUCAGGCGAUUUUUGGAAAAAAAAACGUUUGUAAAGCCAGAUAAGUUUUUUGUUCACCAAAAGAAUGCUUUUGGCUGAAAAUUCGAUGAAAUUUUGCAGAUCACAAAAAAAUUCCGAAAUUUUCAAAACCGGUUUGGAAUGUCCCAAAAAAUAAUAAAAAAAGAAAAACGUGGUUUUUUUAAUGUCUCGAUGUUUUUGAAUUAUUCUGAAAAAAAUUAGAGCAUUUUUUUUCAAAUUUUCUAUUGAAUAAAAAGUUAUCCCACGCUAGAUUUUGUAAAACAUCGUUGAUACGUGAUUGAUUGCCAUUUCUUGCCGGAUUUUUCAAAGAAGCAUAGAAAGGUCGCGAAGUGAAGAUUUAGCCCUUCAAAAAUACCGUAUACCAACUUAAAGCAAAACUCGCCCGCACUUCGCUUCGAGACCGUUGUUUUUUUCCCUCUUUCUCGCACUUUUGUAGAGCGAAAGUGUCUCGCGCGGAACGCAUUAUACAACGCUUGAAAAAUUUUUUCGAUCGCUUCAAGGAAUAAUUGACAAAACCAAUAUCACUUUUUACCUAUUGGGAAUCGGCAGAACAAGUUCAGAAAUUGUGGCUCCCAUUGAACUUCUUGUCUAGUUUAACGACCUGGCCCUAUUCAUUUUUUUUUCCUUUCAAUUUCAAUAGAUUCUCAUUUCGUACAAUUUCUUUUGAAGUGAAUUUUCAGCGAGGAAUAGUGACAACGACUUCCGCGACGUUUUUGCCGCCGAACUGGCCGUCAUUCCUGCACCUUCAAUUGCCAACAUCGUGGCUGGAAACUGAACAAAGUGAGGCUUCUCAAGCAUCGAUUCAGAACACGAAAGAGUUCAGAAGCCUACCGUCAACGACUGCACCAGCUCUUCAAUCUUCCUUCGACACAGCCUUGUCUACGGCUCGCUCAAUCUCUCUCUUUCUCCAAUGCCAAGUCCGGCUCCAAACUUUUGCGCUCCCCUCACACCAGCAUCACCAAUUGUAAGUUGUUCUAUACUCCAUUUACGACUUGAUAUUUUCUCGUAAACCAGCUUUGGGUAGAGUCCUUUCAUUUUUUUAAUCAAUAUUGAAAAAUGUAUGGGAAAAAUAGAGGGGAAGCAAGCUUCUCUAUUUAUUAUUUUUUUUUUCGACUGACUAAAAUCCCUAUAGGGACCACUUUUUCAAGCUCCCGAGGAUGUAGAUCACUCUUUAGUUUCUAAGAAUAUUGGAAUAUCCCUCGAUAAUUUUAAAUAAUUAAAAACUUUUGCAAAAAGAGGUUUGAGCGUAUCUAAAUGUCCUUAAUAUUGUUUUUUAUUACUAUUGACGGGAAUCGAUAUGAAUCUUGGUUUGAUUAAAAUUGAUAAAAAAACUAUUAUAGGAUAAUGUAAAAAAACAAUUUUUUUAUUUAUUCAGACAAGCAAAUCGGAGUCGUUUCUCUAGUCAGAGGAGCCUACAACUACCAUCAUUAUAUGCAAGAUGGAAUGGACGAUUCGGGUAAGAAUUAAGAGAUUUUAAUUGCGUUUAUAAAAAUCGGCUAAUGAACAAUGCGCGCGAAAAAAAAAUAAAAGUCAUUUUGUAUAGAUAACUCGACUAUUUCACUACUGCCUGAAUUGUUUUCUCGGCUCUCAAAAUAACUAUAACCUAUUCCGAGUCAGCUUUUCACGAUUUUUAUUUUCCUCCGAGCUACCUAACCCUUCGCAUGCGUUUUUUUUUGGCUUAAAAAUUGCGUUAUAUUAAAGACACAUACACGGCAGCAGUCGCGCGCAUCGAAGAAAAGCUUCUCAGGGUUCUGUAGACCAGAAAAAAAAAAAAAUUAAAAUCGAGACAGGGGAAACCGAUUUUCCGAGGGUCUCUUGAAAUCAACAAAUGUCUCUUAUUCCUCGGCUCAUCAUUGAAUUCCGUCUCUCUAAUCUGAUUCUGUUCUAGGAAACCAUAUGAAAGUUUGAAAAGUUGAUAUUUAAAAAUUAAAGUUUCCAAUCUCUUUUGUUUUCAGUAAAAUGAUGGUAAAUUCAAUUUGAAAUAUAGAAAAAUAGAGACAAAUUCCAGGAUGGGGCUGUGCGUACCGAAGCCUGCAGUCGAUUUGGAGUUGGUUCGUCCUCAAUGGCUACACGGAUAAACCCGUACCUUCGCAUAGGGAAAUUCAACAGGCAUUUUUUUUGAGCUCAUCUACUUUUUCAAUUAUUUUUUAGUGCCUGGUGGACAUUGGCGACAAGGAGCAGAAGUUUUUGGGCAGCCGGCAAUGGAUCGGCAGCACGGAGAUCAGUUUUGUCCUUCAGACGCUCUUGAGUAAGUUUUCUGGUACUUGAAUGUUGGAAGCAGAGCUGGGCGGGAUUACGCGUUUUUCGAUAUGACUUCUACUUUGAUUAUUUUUGAAUUUUUUUUUUUGCAUUUUGAGCUCACGUUCAAAAAAUACCAUCGAAAGAGAAAAAAUAAAUAACCUGCUUACCUUUGUCCUGCGAAAGUCUUCAGUAAAUCCGUAUUUCACAAUUUGAAAAUUCGCUCAUCUCUGUUUGUGUUUGGGAGAGAUAUCAAGAGUUUUUCGGACAGGCUUUAAAUAUAGAAGCUACCAUUUUCGACGUCUUUCUUUCGGUUUCACCUAAAAAAAUUUUCUUUUCUGAAAGGUCUGAUUUAGUAGAACAGCUCUAAUUUUUGUAAGUGUUUGAAAUUGAAAAAUGUUUUAACGAAAUUUUCAUUUGAACUUUUCCUUCUAAAUUCAUUUUGCAACAGAAAAAAAAAAUUAGAUUAGGAUUUGCUUUCAAAAAAAUGACAAAAAUCCAAACAAAUGAUGAAGAGUUUUUGACAAUUUUUUAGUCGCAUUUUGUGCCUUUAAAAAAAAGUCUCUGAUUGACUGAAAAAGCGUCUUUUCUAGCAAAAUGAAAAGAAAAUUGAGAAUGAAAACGGGAACGGAAACGGAAACGGAAAGCAAGACUAAUUAUUGUGUUGAGUUCGAAUAAAAGACCUACUUCAUAUAGGAUAGAAUUCAGAGCUUCUAAUCGAAUUUUUUGUUACUUUUUCUAGAUAUCGAGUCACGAUUUAUCGCUACCAACUCGGGCGCUGAAGUCGUUGAAAGAGCUCGAGAAUUAGCCCGACACUUCGACACGGUCGGAAGCCCGGUUAUGAUUGGUUAGAGUCGAGAAAGAUUAUAUGUUUCCUCAUUAUCCUUUUUUCAGGUGGAAAUAUGCUUGCUCAUACGAUCCUAGGCGUCGACUUCAACGAUGGAACCGGAGAAACGAAGUAAUUUUUCUCAGCUGUUCUUGAUUUUUUGUUAUUGAUUUUUUUUUUUCCCCCCUUUAGGGGCUGUUUUCCCCUCCCCUAAUCCCUAUAGGGACCGCUUUGAAUCUCUCUCGAUUUUCUCUGCUCCGAAACACAUCUCCAAAGCUGAAUUUUCAGAUUCUUGGUGUUGGACCCUCACUACACGGGAUCGGAAGACCUGAAGACGGUGAUCUCGAAAGGCUGGUGCAACUGGAAGCCGUCGUCGUUCUGGAGCACGGAGCACUUCUACAACAUUGUCUUGCCUCAGCCCCCAACUGACGUGAUUUAGUAGUCGAUUUUCCGUCUGACCUUUUUUCGUUAUAUGUAUUUCAUUCACAAGAGGUUGUCUAGCUUUGGAAGUUUGCCCUAUUGGACCUGGGCGAACCUUUUAGGUUUUGAAGAACUGCCUGAAAGGAGCUAUUUGUGGAAUCAUACAGGUCGUUGUAGUUGUUUUGCUUGUUAUCAUUUCCAGCGGUUUGUACAAAUUUGGCCCUUUAGAGCAUUACUUUCUGAGUAUUUUGAUAUUUAACAUAUUUUGUAAUAGUUUUUAUAGUCAAACUUUGCUGACUCGAAAAGCAAGAGGGUGGGUAGAUUGGCAAGAAUGAACGGCUUUUUGGGGGGAAACUCGAGUUCAAACGCAGGACAUCAACAUUUAGUUUAGUGUAUAAAGGUUAACAACGAAUAUUUAAAAAAAAAUUUUUUUUUAUAUUUCUCCAUGUUUUUGUUUGACUUCAUCUUUGCGAAUCUUCCCACCCCGCUUUUCAAGUUCGGAAAAAUUGACCGUAUCUUUUUCGGGGUAUUUAAAGGAGCAUAAAAAUAGACUUUCUAGGACAUGCAAGUCUUUUGCCCCCGAAAAAACCCAGUUGUGCUUUCAAAGGUUCAGAACUUGAAUUUUUGAAAGUCUUGUAUGAUUCAUAAGAGUUUGAUGUAUUCUAUUGAUUCCUUUUCUUAUGUGAUAUUUUUUUCUGUUCACCUCACUUCAUUGAGUCUGAUUCUUUUUUUUUCGAAGAUUUGAAGAACUUCUUGGAUUCCUUGGCUCAUUGAGUAUAAAUUUUAUUUAUUAAAUAAUUUUUUGGUGUUUCUGUCAAUCAAAUUUUAUUUUUCUCAGUUAUGAUUAUUUUUAGAAAUUGAAGAUAAAAUUUGGGAAGAACGCUUCAUCGAAUGAUGUACGUGAUUGGCUAGUUUUAAACGGCCUUGGCCAGCAAAUCAGGAUCAAUAUGCAGAAUAAGUUUUUCAAAAAAAAUGUUCACUUUCAGGGCAGCGAAUGUAGAAUACCUUUCGAGGACUGCGGACUUUGGAAGCCUCCAUGUGAGUCAAAAUUUUUCUUUUUCAAAUUUUGACCGAGAUACUCUUGCAAAUUAAAAUCCUGUUAAUCUCUAUUUUUUUGAAAUUUUUUUAAUCAGAUACCUAUGCAGGAGAAAUCAGCAUGAAGUUGAGUCUGUGAAAAAAAAAAGAUUUGGUGAAAAUUUUUUUUUGCCUUCUGUGAUUGACUGAAAACCAUUUUGAAAGCUUGAGAGACAUUCAAGAAAGUUUUUUUUACCUUCUUAGUAGAAAAAAAUAAUUUUCUCUCAUUUUUCUUUGAAAAAAAUUUUUUUUUCAGUUGCUUAAAAAUUUUUUUGCCUAAAAAAAUCUAUAUUAUUAUCAAUCCCUCGAGAGCUAAAGACCUGCUGUUUGAAAACGUGAUGUCUUGAUUAACCUAGCCAUUACGCUGAACUUUUGAAGCCUUCUAAAUGCUUCCUGAGAUCUAUUUUUGAGCUUUAAUAUCCGGUAGUACAAAGGAACGGGAAAGGUGAUGGUGAUCCUGCGCCAGCACACUUAAGCGGAUCGCAGCACUUGUUGUUGUGGCCGAUUUCGGCGCCGUUUCGACCAGCCCAAGAGAGGGUAUUAGCCCCGGGCAAACAGUCGCCCCACGGCGGUUCAGACCCAACCGAAACUGUUCUUUUCCCUCCCCCCAUGUUCUUAUCUUUUUCUCUUUCUUCUCUCUUGACGUUCACAAAGAACUUUGGUUUUUACCAGGUUUCCAAGCCACUGAAAAUGAGCCAAGCGGUCGAUUGAACCUAUUCUCUUUGGAAUUUCUCACCAUUAUCAUUGAAAUUUUUGAGCUCUUUCGAUUCUGUCUAUGGAGCGCAUUUUCACGCGAUUACGCGGCUUAAAUUUCCAACGAAGAAACUUUUAUCUAACUGUAAAAUUUAAUAUUGGAAAAACUUCAUUCCCAAACGUAUGCCGUGAAGUUUACAUGUCUUGCUUUUUUUGUAGAUCGUUUUUUUCUAACUUUCCAAUUUUUUUCUCAAAUUUUUCAUAUUUUACUGUAGUCUCUUAACGUCUUUUUCCCAAAUUUUUCCGAACUUUUUCUUAAAUUUCCAGAUUUUUAGUCUCGGCGCUCACAUUUUGAAGGAGAUUUUUUUUCUUUUUUUUUUUUAAUUUCCAUCGAGCCAGCACCUAAAGCGUUUUCAGACCUGUCAAAUAUUCUCUAGACUCGAUACCUGACAGAAAAAGUUUCUUGACUGGCGGAAAACAAAAAAAAAUUGAAGUUUACGGAGAAAGCCUAUAGUUUGACCGGAGGCGGUCUACGGGAGACCAAGGGACAGCGGCUGACCAUAUGUUGGUGAGAAGCGAGAGAUUGUUCGGAAAGCGGAGGCUGCAGAGACAAGGCCACUCUCCGCCGCGACUUCCACCGCAAUCGAUCGAUCUGUCGGCUCCUUCUGUGAUCUCAUCCCCCCAAGGAAUUUUUUUUUUCAUUUUUGACUUUUUUUCGAAACUGAUAGGACAUUUAUGAGUUUUGAUGGUUUUAAGAAAUCUUUGAGCUUUUUGUCUCUGUGAAAAACUCUCCGUGAAGUUUCAAUUUCGCUGAAUUUUUCUUUUUCGUUUUUUGAUAUCACUUUUUGAAGAAAAAUUAAUCGGACUUGGAAAGUUGACUUUUGAAAAUGGGAUAGGUUUCCAGGGUUUGAAAAAAAAGUCUGUCUUUUGAAAUUUUAAUAUUUUUUUCGUAGUAUGUUUGAAAAAAAUCCUUUGUUCUUUUUUUCUUCAUAGAAGCGAGUCUAAUUAUAUUAGCUUUUUGACCAGAAGAGACUGUUUUUAGGACUUUUGUAAGAGAAGAAUUUCUAUUUUUAAAAGCCUUGAAAGGAAUAUGGAUACAAAUAGUGUAUGAAAAAAAUAAAGAAAAAGAAGAAGGAUAAUGGGGAUUUGAGCAAGAACACUUUAUUCAAUUAAAAUCUUAUUUUUCAAACAUACCGUUUUUUCAGCUAAAUGUAAAGAAGAAGAAAGAUCACAUCACUCGGAAUUUAAAAAAAGUUUCAUCCUGUACUCUUCUUGCUAUUUUUCCUAAAACGUCACUACUACUUCAAUUUUGGUUUAAGCUUGCAACGAAUUGAGUAUAACUGAAGCAUUUGGGGUGGGGGAUCUUCUAUAAAUUUGGCCCCACUUCAUUCAUCAGCCAUGGGCGUGUGCCUUGCCAUUCUUCAAGGCUUUCGAAGGUCAUCUCUUAAAACUCUCGCAUGAGAAAUGGACGCGAAAAUCUCAAAUGCACUGCCGCCUGCCCACCACCAAAUAUGGCCCAUUCGUUCCCACUUUUAAUGCUUUCUGCUUCUUUUCGUACUUUAUUUUUUAGUCCGUUUUGCUUUUUUAUUCUGAUGAAAACCGUUUGAUAGUUUGUCUCAUUUCGAAAAUUUCUCUGAGAGUAUGAGAAUCCUUAAAAAAAGACAGAAUCACAGUUCCAAAACACAAAAAAACUAAUCAAAAAUGAAAUAUUUACAAAAAGGAGAGGGUUUCAUUACAUUUUUGAUUAAUUUCAAUAAUGAGAAGAAGUUUUUUUAAACUUUCAUCCCAGCUCUCAAAAAUAAGUAUUAUCAAAAAUCGGGAAUCAAGAUUUUUCGUGAUGUAAUCAAAGUUUAACCCGAAAUCAAAUUUUUUUAAGUUAAACUUUCUUUGGUUACUUGGUUGAGAUUACAAAUUGGGUCUUUUUCAUAACCCACUUUUUCCGUUCUUUAAAAUUUCAGUACCCAGUUUUUGUAUCCCUUUCAUCAAAAUAUGCAAAAGGCGCCUGUCGCAAAAUGUUCCGAAAACUGCCAUUUUCGACGUCGUUCCGCGGUUUAAUUCGAUAUUCAUAUACGGCCGUCGCUUUUUUUUGGCACCAAAUGUGCAACGCCUAGGACAAAUCGCCAGUUUCGCUUUCAUUGUUGUGAAAUGCGCUCUUUUGCUGUUAGUUCUGUUCCAAUUUUUUCUAGGUUACGAUUUUUAUUAUCAAAGUUCCAGAGUGGCAUUUUUUAUUACAUGCAAGUUUGCUCCACGGAAAUUGGUUAUGAAUUUUAGAAUUUCAAGGCUGCCCCUGUUAUGAAGGUUGAGUCAGGCUUAGAAGAUAGCCGAGGGACCACUCAAACUUGCCACAGAACGACUCGAAAUAUUCCAAAUGAAAUGGCGAACGGCUCAAAGCGGAGCUAAUAGAAAGAAGUUACCAUGAACCGACAUCGCCGCGAUUUUAUAUCCGGACAAUACGUUUCAAUUCCUGGCUAGAGCGCCUUUGAUCUACGGCCAGGAAUAAACUUUUGUUUUGAUCUUCCAGUGGCUGGAUUAUUAUUAUUAUUAGGAGUUAGAUCUAGCGACGAUCUGAUUGUUAGUUAGGAGUCUUACCCACUGUGCUAUGGUUUUCUUCAUUUUUUUAUUAUGAAUUAUGCCAUGAGUUUCGUACAGCCAGAAGAACGAGAGUUCUGGAAAUCGGAUCUCUGCGGGGGAUCCCUUACAUCUCGGCCUUCUUCUUUCCUAUAUUUAAACCGGCUGUCUGCAUUCUCUGUGUCUCUCACGUCUCUCUCAUUCUCUCCUCCGAAAAUACGCGUUUCCAAGUUUGAAAAUUUUUGUUUUUUAUGCAAUUUCUUAAAAUAUUUUCACAACUAAAAGUAGUUCCUAAUUUCGUAGUUUCCGCCCGAAGCGAGUGUCGCCUUUUUGAGCACUCUACCUGAUACGGCAAUGGCCUCCUGCGUGUUACCUGCGUCUCUAUUAAUUUUUCUCAUCUCUAGCUGUCGUUUUUUAAGGUUUCUGACUCACUCAUUCCACACCGUUGGGCCUUUUUUUGUCCCCACUCAUUUUCAACGUCCCCAGCACUGUUUGCCUUUCUCAUUUUGCGUUGUUAAAAUUUCCUUGUUAUGUUUUAAAUAUUGCGCGAGGCGGCUUCGAAGACUUGUUCGAAUUUUUGAGAUACAUUUUGGAUUUGGGUUGUGUUUGAACUUAUUUAAUAAUAACAAAAACGAGUUGUUCUUGAAAAAAAUAAUCGAACGAAAUUCUUUAAGAAAGCGUUUUUAAGCUUUUCGCUUAAAAAAUUAGAGUGGUUUUCGAAAAUUGGGGAAAACGUUUCAAAUCUUGUAUAGACUUUUUUUCUAAAUUUCUGUUGAAACCUUGGACGUAAAAUCUGUUCUUAAUACUCCAAAAAAAUUUUUUUUGAAUGGAUCAUCAAUUUUUUUGAUUUCUUUCGGUCGGCUCUUGUGAAAAAUAAUUUUUAAAUAGGAAAUCCAAUUUUCAGUAUGGCGGAAGAGCUGGAGCGCGUGCGGGCCGAAGCCGCGCGCCUCUCUCAGCUUCUUGAAGAAGCUACCGCCGAUAAAAUCAAGGUUUUUUUGAUUUUUCAGUUUUGUAUAAAUAUCAUUGAUGAAAGAAAAUUUCAAAAAAACAAAAAAAGUUAAACUCGAUAUUUCAGGCCGCAGAAUAUGGAAUGCUUCUAUUGGAGCAAAAAGACGAGCUUGAGAAGAAGCUCACGCGGCUCCAGGCUGAGCUUGACGUUACAAAAGCCGAGGUCGAUAAGGCGAACCAGGUGAGACUUGAAAAUUUUUUCCGUGAUAAAAUAUUUUGCUGGUUCACCCAAAAUAACUGAUUAUAUCGCAGCGGGUCGCUGGCGAUGUAGCCAACACUUCUUGCUGCGAUCUGGCUCUUUCUCAUGAAUUUUCGAUGAAAAAACAACUUUUUUGCUUUUUCUAACCUUUGGGAUUAAAUGAGGAGAAUCGAACAAAAAAAUUAUUUUGAAGGAUGAUAGCGAUAUAGCGCAAGUCGCGACAGUCUACAAUAUUGGGUCUUUAAAAUUAAACUGCGAGUAGAUGUGCUCUAUGGGAAAAAAAGUCCGCGAAAUUUCAAUUUCAAAUUUUCAACUAACAAAUUUUUGUUAGUUUUUAAAGUAAUUAUAGCUUUUUUUUUCAAGGUAUUCCAAUAUUAUACAAUAUUUUGAGUGAAACAUACUUUCGGUAUAUCAAACUAUAAAAUUUUGAAAUCUGAUUUCAGUAUGCGUCUCAAAAUUUAAAGAAAUUGCGUGUUUAUCCAAAAAACUUCAGAAAUCUUCUAUAUGUUUUUCAAUAAACGAACUUCUUUCAGUCGCUUCUGGAAUUCCGGUCACACCAUCAGAAAGCGACGAGAAGUGAGCUCGAGAAUGAAGAAUCGCUUCUCGAAGAGAGCUCGGCGAAGGAGCGGCAACUCCUGGAAAGGAUCACCUCCCUUGAAGCCGAGCUCAAGCAACGCGAACAGGUCUUUCAUUGAAUUCUCCGAAUUUCAAUUGAAAUAAUUCUUUUUUCCUGUUUGAAUACGAUACAUUUGUCCAAAAAUUCUGGCUGAAAUGUUUAAAACAACGAAAACUUGGAAAUCACAUUAAAUUGAAUAAUGGUUCAAACCAAAUAAGGUCAUUUUAAAUCUAAUUUUUGUUGAAACCGAUUAUUUUUGUCAAACUUGAAGUUAAGAUUUUAUUGGGAAGGGAAAAAUAAUUUCACAUUUUCGCUUUUUCUUGAUUUACAUCUCUUCUUCAUUUUUAAAAUUUUAAUUUUAGAUUUUCAAAUGUUUUCCAAUUCAGAACACUUGAAUUUCCCUACUGCAACAAAGCAAACAUCAUUGAAGCUUUAUCCGUUUUUUUAAAAAUUAUUGAGCGAAAGAAAGAUGAAUUUAUCGAUAUCAACUUUCAAAAUUUUUUUAACUCUAGCCCUGAAAAAGAAAAAAAUAUUUUUUUUACCAUUCUGAAGACUCUUUUUUUCACGACAAGAGUAAUAUGAGGAACUAAAAAUCCAUAUGCUUAAAAAAAACAAGAUACUGAUUCUGAUUGCAAACUUUUUUUUUUUUCAUAUUGUCCUUUUCAGGAAUUUAUUGGUUUGAUAAAACUUCCAUUUUCGUUUUUUAAUAGGUGUUUUCCAGGAAUUGAUCGAUAGCCGAGCAGAACUUCAACGAAUACACAAUGAGCACUCGAGAGCCGCCGAUUCUGGAGCGAUGCUCGAAGACGAGCGCCGGAAACUCAAGUCAGAGCUCAAAGAGACCAAGGUGAAUAUUAUUUAGAAUGAUUCUGGAUUCAAAAAUUGAAGCUAUAUCUGUUCUCAAGUGAUUGGGCGGAAAGAUGAUUUCGAAAAAGAAACUUUCUUGUUAGUUUUUUUAAAACCACGUUUUUUCUACAAGGGACAACAUUUAAAAUUUAUUUCGUGUUUCUUGUCAUUUUAGUUAUUUGUAACGAUUAUGGUAAAUAUUAUUUUUUUAAAAUGUUUAUGAAGGAAUUUUUAGAAAUUUUGUUGUUGUUAGAAGGGCUUAGAGCAAUCCUUUUUUUCAUUUUCACAAGUCGGCGAAACUUUUGAAAGCGAGUUUUAUUGGCCAUUGAAAAUUUUAUUCAGUUUUGCAUGAAGAAUCAUGAACUAUUUGAAGAGAAGUUUGUCGCUUCACGCUUCUCUUCGCAUUCAAAUGUCUGUGGGGGACUUAAUUCAAAUUUUUUUUUAGAAGCAAUAAAUGUCCUUACUUAGGAAAGAGAACAACGGCUGCUGGCCGAAUACAGCGAGCUUGAAGAGGAGAAUAUCGCGCUGCAAAAAACGGUCCGUUUAUCGCCGCAUUCGGGAGAAGCAGCUGUGGAUGACCGGCUUUGCAGGUGGCGAACCUCCGUGGCGCCCAGGUCGAGUUCGAGUCGCUCAAAAUCGACUGUUCUCGCUACGAAGAAGAGAUUUACAUGCUCAACGCCGCCGUCGUGGAAUCUGAGGCCCUCCGCGCCAUCGCUGAGAAACAGGUCAUUUUUUUUGUUUUCGCCUGA
Messenger RNA from Caenorhabditis auriculariae, 17295 nucleotides. The record is from the annotation of a GenBank genome assembly. Lineage: Eukaryota; Metazoa; Nematoda; Chromadorea; Rhabditida; Rhabditidae.